Molecule: messenger RNA, 696 nt
Organism: Prunus armeniaca (apricot)
Lineage: Eukaryota; Viridiplantae; Streptophyta; Magnoliopsida; Rosales; Rosaceae
Source: the annotation of a GenBank genome assembly
AUGCAGGAAGCAUCGCAAAAACUAGGAUUUUACUUGGGUGAGGAAGACAUGGAGUUUUCCAGCUUCUCAAGCGGGACCGAACGUGCUGUCAAGACUUGGCAAGCCUCCUUAGACGCCCCUCAAGAUGGCAUAGUGACUGCAGAACUUCUUGAACAAUUAUAUACGGUGGCACAAAUUGAGGGUUUGGAUAACAAAGGGAGUACUCUGACUGCUACACAAAAGCAACCUGAUCAUGUUCGUAUAAGCUAUAGCGAACUACUACAUAGGCUGAAACAUCGUAAUUCUUCAAAUGGUUGUGUGGGUUAUGUUGUUUGGGAAGAUACAAAUGGAGCUGCAGUUACUUCUGGAACAGAAAUUUCAGAGGUCCAGCAAACACUUGUGAAAGAAGGCGUUACAAAAGUAAAGGUAUCUAAGCAUCAUGUUUUUCUCCUUGGAGAGAACCGCUGGAAAGAUUCGUCUAGACUUAGCAGGAACCAAAAAAAAGUAGGUGAAAGCAAGACAAUGAAUACCACAACAAGGUGUCUUACUUGUCGAGGGGAGGGUCGCUUGUUGUGCGCAGAAUGUGAUGGAACAGGCGAGCCAAACAUUGAAGAACAGCAGUUCUUGGAUUGGGUGGAAGAAGGAGCAAAAUGUCCAUAUUGUGAAGGUCAUGGGUUUACAAUUUGCGACGUAUGUGAAGGGGCAACAGUAGCUUAG